GAAAGAUCAUCCUGAACCCGGCCUUAUGGGUGCCGCCCUAGAAUUCUCUGUUGUUAGCUGUUCGAAAAGAAAACACUACUUGUUUCAGUGACAUCAUGAGCGUUUCGGCAGAGGAGGAUUCAGAGCAGAGACCACUGAAACCGACUCUUUGUCAGAGCCUCAGGAGGGAUCCCCAUGUGAAGUGCCUUGUAUUAACUUUGUUAAUCUUUGGAUGUCUGGGAGCAGUGACGUGGUGCCGUCUUACAGAAGUUACUAGGCUCGUGGUCAACUUUCAGAGUUUUCCCAUCACCACCCGAAGAAACGUAAGCCCGUGCGAUGAAGGCUACAUCUAUAUUCCAGUGGCAUUUCUUGCCAUGUUGUACUUAGUGUACUUGGUAGAAUGUUGGCACUGCUCCACCAGGCUAGAACUAACCUACAAAGUGGACGUUAAUGCCGUCUACGAACAAAUUCAACAAAUGCGAGAAGCUCAGCCUGCGAUCUGGUGGAAAGCUGUUUGCUACCAUUAUGUGCGACGAACCAGACAAGUGACACGCUAUCGAAAUGGGGACGCCUACACCACGACACAGAUCUAUUACGAAAGAAUAAACACUCACAUUGCAGGCUCUUGCUUUACAUACACACACUGCGGAGUUAAGGAUAUUUCAAGUAUUCUUGUGGACCUUGAAAAAUACCCAGCAACCAAAAUUCGAUUCAGUAAAGGCUUCGCCUUUGCAAACCUUGAAGCAGCCAGCGAAUUUGAAGAUCAAAGAACACGCUUUUUCCAAACAAACGAGAGAUUCGACGACUAUUUGGAGAUGAGAGAAGGGUUAGAUUUAAUAGGUGUAAAUUUCCAAGAGUAUAUGAUUGCCUUUGCAGAUCCAGAGCGUCUUCCGUGGUACGUCUCUAACUUUGUCUUUUGGAUUUGCUCUUUGCUGCUGUUGUCUUGGCCUUUACGAAUACUGAUCGAAUGUCAAACAGCUUAUGUCCACUACCAAGUUACAAAAUUGUUUGGUGUGAAUUAUCUGACUCCAGCUAGCGCUGAUACUGUAGUUUCUAAUAGGCUGUCGCGGGGAAGCACUCUGGACAGCAGUGAACUUGAAGGGCUUAUUACUAAUAACUUUACUGUUGCCCCAAGUUAUUCGGAAGCCUUACUAUUAGAAGGUACAACUGGUGGGUUAUCUCUUCCAACAGAUUCGAACGGCAACAUUCCAAACGAAGUGUUUCCUGUGAGGUUUAGCAUGGACACGGACUCAAGACUGUCACUGCAAGGGACUAACAGGACCAGAGGGUUCAGAGAAUCUUCCAGAACUUUCCUUCGUACUUCCACUAACCGAGGUUCCUGGACAGCCGGGACUGGGCGUUCGCCACCUACUAGACCAAGAUUAAAUACGUCAGUAAGCCGCACUUCCCUCCAUAACGGGCAAAUUAUUUUUCAAACACCUCUAUUAUCGCCAAAUGGUGGACCGGUAUGGAGAAGGAAUAGUCAUCCAAAUCAAAGUACAACGAGGACUAGUCCUCCUCCUUACGAAGAAGCUUUACUUCUGAGUAGGCCCGUGUUCCUGCCCCUCCGACGCUCGACAACUGAGAGAGAUCUGCAUGAAAAUUUUCUUUCUGAACAACACAUUUCGUCAAGAGUUGAUAACGACAUUACAUUAAGCAUGGAAACUGCAGUAUGAUAUCAAAUGGAAUUACAUAAUUGAAGUUUUAGUGCCAAAAGCUUCAGGAAAUACAACACGUCCCUUAUAUUUCUUGCCAAAUAUAACGUUAACGCUCAAUGCAAAUUAUCGCAAUGUUAUUUUCUAUACCAGUUUUUCUCCUGUUUUGUCAUAGCUUAUCAGUGAAAAUUUGCACUUUCAUGUCUUAUUGUAUUAUAUGGUUUAGUGUAUAGAUAUGUAAAUAACUGUUCUGAAAUAAGUAUAUUGAUAUUUUUUACUUAUAACCUUAUGUAUGGUUUGAACUAAGUAAUUGCACUGAAGUUGUAUAUAGUUUCUCUUUAGUCUCCAUAAUAGUGAAAGACAUAAUGUUUCGAUUUCUGACUUCGAUUGUAAUAAUAAUAUCGAUGUUCGAAACUGGUCAGAAAUAAGAGCAUGAUUUGAGAUUUUACUCGUUGUGAAUACGUUAAGUAAUUAAUCUGGUUUAUUAGCAGUUAGUGACGAUAAGAUUAUCUUGCAGUGAAGAGGAAACAGACAAAGCUUUCUAAUAAAUUUAAAAGCAAUACAAAUUAUGGAGGAAACUUUUUUUUUAAAUCAGAUUUUUUUACCUCAAUCUAUUUUGUAUAAUGGAUUAAUCUUUGAGUUAGAACAGAUAUGACUAGUUAAAUUCCAUUCCUUUUCUUAUAAAAGAUAUUAUAAUUUUUUAAUUAGAUUGAUUUCUUCAUAAAAAUAAAGCAUAUAUUUCCUGUUCCAAGCCCUUUUUUUACAGGUAACUAUUGUCGAUGUACCAGUUGUUCUCCUGAAAUGGUUAUGAUCAAUGGUAGCUGGGAAACCGGAUUUAGGAUUACUGCCAAGUUUCACAUCUGGACUGGUCUUCAGAAUAUAUACGAACAGACUAAGUGAUUUGUAGCCAACUUGAUGGCACCAGAAUGUACUUCAAGAACAAUUUAACGACAAAAUUUACUCGAAGACCUUUUUGCUUAUUCGAAUAAAAAUAAAUAUAUUCUGACUUGAACAACCGCUAAUUUGGAGAAUACUCUAUUAUCACAGAAACACUUAGGAGAGCUUUGAUCACUUUAACAAAUGAAAUUACCAUACUAGGAACAUCUUAAAGUAACAGAUGCUUAAAACACACUCUCUAUAAAGGAACGUUAUAGGCUCAGUUUAAAUAAGGAUGUAGAUGCCAAAACUUCAACAACAACAACAAAAAAAAACUGUACAACAAUAUCUCGUAAGAAACAUACAACAUAAAAACCUGAAUAGACUAAUUUCUUCUGAAACUCUUAGAACUUGAUAUUCGAUGGGAUCACAUAUAUACUUUAAUACUACAAGCUGAAAACAUCUAUUUUCACUAACUUACAAUAGCGUAAAUAUGUGAGACUCAAUACACUUAUGUGUUUUUCAAAACUAAAUAUAAAGUCAUGGAAUGGAAUUUAAGAAUCGAAAAUUGUAAUAAGAUGUCUGACUUAAACCGUCAGGGCAAGCAUAGCGUGGAAUGAGAAAAAAAGAUCACGCUUUAAGUCAACUUAAUAAAAUGUUACUUCAUUUCUAAAUAACAACAAAAAAUUAGUCUUGUUAAAUGGUCAUCAAAGACACCAGAAAUUUUUAUCAAUUCAAAGUGUAAAUUCUACAAACUAAGAUUUGUUGUAACUGUAUACACAAAGUAUAGUAUACCAUUUUACUAUUAAAAGAGCAGAAAUAUUGAAACACAGAAUUUACUUUCGAAGACCAAGAUACCUAAUCAUAAAACCAAACUUUUAAUUAUACGAGAGUUCACAUAUUGGAUGCUUAUAUCAAAUAAUAUUAGCAACAAAAAAGUAUAAAAUGAAACGCAUAUAAAUAGUAUAGACGUGAGAGUUAAAGAAAGUUGGUUUUGUACUUGAUAUGAUUUAAGAUUAUAUCGUUGAAGGAUAAAUAGUACUAUACAUUCUUAUGAGUCCAUCGAUAUUAAUGAACGUGUUCCCGUUUCAGUUAAAAGUAAUAAAUCCCGUGUUUUAGAUCACUUAUUAUUCUGUGUAGCCUAUUGUUUAUAAGUCAUGACAGUGAGUUGCUUUACUAAAUUACUAAACAUUGCGAUUUAAUAAAUAAUUUAGAAUAUGUAAAAUACAUACAGUUGGGUAUAGGGUACUCAGAAAAUUAUGUUAAUUUUCUAAAAACUAUACAAGUAUCCGCCAUUAUUGCUUGACCAUUGUGCUACUUUAUGGUAAAAUAACAUAAAGUACAGAAAGACUUGAAUCUUAACCUUAAAAAUAUAAUCAGACUUGUUCGAUAAAGCAAACUUUCGUUUUUUGUUAUCUAAUUCUACAAAUAUAUUCAUAUACUUUUACUAAAAACUAUUUUGCUGGUCAGUAUCAUCUGCAUAGUUUUAAGAGUGGCCAAGAGUUGAAAAAUAUUAAACUAAUUUCUGAUUGGGUGAAAACGUUUGGUUUAGGAACCAUACUCGUUGGUUCUAUCAGAUUAACCGCAGCAAGAGAUUAGAAAUGAACAAAAUAGUACAGGAUGAUUAUAGAGAAAAUUAUUGUAUCGUAUAAACUCCUUGCCCUAGAUUAAAUCAUAAGUUAUGUUCAGGAAAGUCUGGGUCGGUGUUUUACUACCUCCCACAGAAGGUGUUCAUUAUGCUUUCAAUCAGCAUUUCAAACCUAUCACUAAGUGAAGCAAGUGCAAAAACCACCUGUUCCAGAAAGUGUUCAUUGAUCAUCGCAGUAAUGCGCAAUUGAUUGGUUUGGAACUAAGUUUCUAUAUUAAUUUCCUCUGCCACUUCAUUGACUGACAUUAAUAUUGAUGCAAACUCACUUUCACACCUUAAGAAUGAUUUUAGGUGUCUCACAUGUUUUGAAGCCACUUUUAUUUAGAUCUUAGGAUUUCGUAUAAAUUAUAUAUUUUAUUUACUUGUACUAAGAUGUCACACUAAAUAACUAAACUGAGCAAAAACGUAUAUCUGUCAGUUAUCUAUUCGUAAAGGUAUUAUUGCAGAUUUUAUAUAUUACCCUAUUAAUUUUUUUCUUUAAUAUUUCCUAUUAUGAUUACUUUAUUAUAAUACUAACCAAUGUUUUUGUUUUUGCGAUGCACGAGACCCUGCACGGGUAUACCGGUAGCAAGGACCUUUCUCCGGGACUACCUUUUAUAGUGACCUUGUAGCAGCUCAGUGAAAGAGCUCGCUGUCUGUUGCUGUGUGAUGAGGAAUGGAACAGUUGCGUGUCCACUUUAUCAAUUUGCAUCACUGACGAAGUUGAACUUUUUUUUUCAUUAUUUUACUUUGAAAUUUAUCUUGCAUUAAUUUUCUUUGUACAUAGCUACUUAAAAGACGAGCAAAAUCACGUAGUGAUAAUUUCAGUCUUGCCUGAAAGUUAACUAAGUUCUGAUGUUUUUUAAUUCAGUUUUAAAUACUAUUUUGUAUUUAGUCUUCCACAUUGUUUGAACUUCGAUUUUGUCUUCAUUCAUCACUUUUCAUAUCGGGAGCUCCCCGAAAAGAAAGAAACAAGAAUAAAGUAACAUUUUGUAAAAGUAAAGUAUGCUCGGUUGUAAAAAUGUUUAACAUUAUAAAGUAGACGUUAAUGGAAACCUUAGUAUUACUAGAAAAAUCAUGGUGUCACAAAUUCGUUCUUCAAAUGGAACAACCUGAAACAGUGAGAUAUUAAAAUAGUAAACAAUGAAUAAUUUAUCACGAAUACAUUUAUUUUUUAACCAUUUUCUCUUGAUAUACGUUUCUGUGUCUUUAGUUUAUAAAAACAGGAAAUUGACAAAAUAUCUGGCACCAAGAUUUCCACAGAGUGAUGUUACAACUAUGUCAAAACCCUGAUAUGGUAUAUGUAUGUUUAUGUGUUAUAUGAGCAAGUUAAUCAUGAUUAGCAGGUUUAAGAGAGUGGGAAAAACUUGGUUUUUAAAAUCUGAUCAAUUAAAUCAUAAAAUUUUACACGAGUUCAGAAGGUAAUCCUAAAAAAACUAUGUCUGUAAUAAUU
This is a messenger RNA of Limulus polyphemus (Atlantic horseshoe crab), 5590 nucleotides long. RefSeq names its product transmembrane protein 151B-like. The transcript has 2 exons. Bases 96 to 1655 code for a protein of 519 amino acids. NCBI's taxonomy places the organism in Eukaryota, Metazoa, Arthropoda, Merostomata, Xiphosura, Limulidae. The record is from RefSeq and is a predicted model, not a curated record.